Phytomonas sp. EM1 is the source of this 784-nucleotide messenger RNA. Lineage: Eukaryota; Euglenozoa; Kinetoplastea; Trypanosomatida; Trypanosomatidae. The record is from the annotation of a GenBank genome assembly.
AAUUGAAUAGAAUAAUAAGGUGGAAAGCAAAUCUGGUGAUUUAUUUUAUCAUUUAAUGAUUUCUGUUGUGCCUUCUCUCGUGAAGUAUGAGACGCCUGUCCUUCUUCCGAGGAUUCAGGAGGGUGGCGGGGCCUCCAGUAAGCCCAAGGCUAAAAAGGAAGCCUCACGAGGGGAAAACGACAAAGCCGCGCCGCGACCGGAGGAUGUCCUCUAUAGCAUCAUUCCUCCGAGAGAGUUUGAGCAGGAUGGGCAGCGUUGGGUGCAGUACCCCUCGAGCACGCCAGCCACGCGUCUCGAUGUGAUCAACCUACAGGAAACGCUAGAUGAGCUACUGGUGCAGCGGCAGGCGCGAGAAACGGGGAUCUGCCCGAUCCGAGAGGAACUCUACAGCCAGGCUUUUGAUGAACUUAUCCGGCAGGUUACGAUUAACUGUGCGGAGCGAGGGCUGCUGCUGCUGCGUGUGCGGGAUGAAAUCCGGAUGACGCUCGACGCCUACCGCUCAAUCUACGAGAGCAGCGCGGCCUUUGGCAUGCGCAAGGCCCUGCACGCUGAGCAGAAUCGUGUGAAGUUAGAGGCGCAAGUUUUUGCAUUGGAGCGGGAAAAGCAAGCGCUCCAACAGCAGGUGCUUGACUUGGAGGAAGAAUGCAAACAAAUGGAGGAUGCCGAGAUGCAGCGUCGUGAGGCAGUGGAACAAAAGCACGCGGAAGAAAUCAAUUACUUCCGACGGACUUACCAAACGCUGACAGCAAAUAUGCAGACAGUUGUGAACCCUACUAAGACGUAG